Zychaea mexicana is the source of this 1551-nucleotide messenger RNA. RefSeq names its product major facilitator superfamily domain-containing protein. The coding region runs from base 1 to 1551 and encodes 516 amino acids. Gene Ontology annotation, biological process: monosaccharide transmembrane transport. Gene Ontology annotation, cellular component: membrane. The transcript is spliced from 5 exons. The record is from RefSeq and is a predicted model, not a curated record. Gene Ontology annotation, molecular function: hexose transmembrane transporter activity. Lineage: Eukaryota; Fungi; Mucoromycota; Mucoromycetes; Mucorales; Lichtheimiaceae.
AUGUUGUAUUGUGUCUUGGUGGCAUGCAUAGGCUCGUUUUGUAAUGGCUGGACUAUUGGAUGUUCAAACUUACCCGGCCAAGUGACGCAUGCUUGUGAAACUGGAAGUCGACAUAUUGCUAACCCUGAAUUUCCUGAUUGUAUACCGAUGAGUACUUCUUUAUGGGGCUUUGCUGUCGCGUCAUUCUGCGUUGGUGGUCUUGUUGGAGGUGUCAGCGGUGGUGCGAUACAAACAAGAUUCGGACGUAAAAACACUAUCAUCUAUAACACAGCCGGCUGGAUCAUUGGUGGCCUAUUGAUUGGCCUUUCAACAAACGUGGCCAUGUUUAUCAUCGGUCGUAUCCUCUGUGGCCUUUCAUGUGGAGUUGGAUCACUUACAACGCCCACUUACAUUGGAGAAACAUCUAGCAUCCGAUCUCGUGGUGCAAUGGGAACUUUGAACCAAUUUUUCAUCGUCAUUGGUAUUCUCUUGUCUUCUGUGAUCGGCCUUCCUACUUCGACCGUUCCUUACUGGCGUAUCAACUAUGCGAUUGUCGCUAUUCCUGCUGUUGUACAAGCAUUUUUCAUGACUACAUGCGUUGAAUCGCCUCGAUGGCUCGUAUCUGGCAAUCGUUUUGACGAGGCGCGCCAUGUGUUGCAACGAUUACGAGGCACCGAAGCAUCGAUCCAAGGCGAAUUCUUUGAAAUUCUCGAAGGCCAUAUCGGUACUGUGCGCGCACAAAGGGUUAUGCAAUGCUCUGCAACAAAAGACCUAUCAACCAUAGAAACAGAUACUGAAGACAAUAAAUCAGAAAACGCAACGAUUGUUAUGGCAGACCAUCCACAAGACGAAGGCCUGCACAAGCCCAUGAACUUUAUCGAGAUAUUCAAGGACCCGUUGAUCCGUCGUAUAGCUUUGGUCGUAUUGACACAUCACGCAAUCCAACAAUUGUCCGGCAUGAAUGCAGUCAUGUAUUAUUCAACCACCAUCUUCAAGUCGGCGUUCGACGACGAAAUGUCCAAGUAUAUGGCAAUAGCCACUACAGCAGUCAACUUUGUCGUGACUAUGGCGGCUGUGGCAUUUAUGGAUCGCAUGGGCAGACGACCGUUGCUGAUGCUUGCAGAAGCUGGCGCGUGUAUCUUCUCCGUAUUGCUCGUGAUUGGCUAUGCAUUCAACGUGCCCGCGCUUUUGGUACUUUCGGUAUUUAUGUAUGUCGCUUCAUUUGCUAUCGGUAUUGGUCCAAUUCCUUGGAUGAUCACAUCCGAGCUGACUCCUACAUAUGCCAACUCAUCCGUGGGCGCAUUGGCCACAGGCGUCAACUGGGCCAUGAACUUUUUGAUUGGCCAAAUAUUUCCUGUCAUUUUUGAAGCAAUCAGUGGCUAUUCAUUUGCUAUCUUUGCAGUUAUUUGCUUCUUGGCGUUUUGGUUCACAUUCUUCAUGCUCCCGGAGACCAAAAAUCGCUCUAUUGAGAAUAUAGUGCGCGGUUUUGAACGAGGUCAUCGCCGUGCUAUGGGUCAUACCGAGGAACCUGUUGUCGAAGGUGAUGACACUGUCGUUGUUACCCAAAAGUAG